Messenger RNA from Spodoptera litura, 2009 nucleotides. The record is from RefSeq and is a predicted model, not a curated record. NCBI's taxonomy places the organism in Eukaryota, Metazoa, Arthropoda, Insecta, Lepidoptera, Noctuidae.
GGACGUGUUGCGUGUACAUGAAGAAAGAUCGACGGGCUCGCUCACAAAGAUCGCGGAUUACGAAUGUUGAUAUUUUAAAAACGCGUGGAACUUUUCAUUUUCAAAGGUAAGUUAUAUUAUUUUAUUAUUAUUUGCAAGUGUAUAGUUUGAAUAUUACUGUCAGUGUAGCAUUUUGUCAUUUUUUAAAAGGGAAUUUUUUAUUUUAAUUAGGGCAACUAUCCCUAUUUAAAAGGAUAGACGCCUCGUAUUUUGUGAGUAUAGAUGCCCUUAGGGGCAUCCAUCCCCUAUGGACUAAGUUGAUGUUUGCAUACCUAAUAUGUUCCCAUUUCUUCUUUUCAGACAUGCCUCGCAAAUAUAUUAGAAAGGUUGGAGUUCGGUCACGAGCUGAAUGGACGCAAGAGGCAUUAAUAGCUGCAAUGGACGAAAUUUCGAGAGGCAUUCUAGGAAUUAACGAAAUAUCUCGUAGAUAUGGGAUUCCCUCAAGAACAUUGAGGCGAAGAUUCGCUAACAAAAAUACGGAAAAACUGACAUUAGGAAAACACCCACUUCUUGAUUUUGAAAACGAAAAACGUUUGGUGAGUCAUAUACAGAAAUUAGAAAAAGCUGGUUUCCCUCCAACCCGUGACAUGAUUCGAAGAUUAGCCUUCGAGUUUGCUGAAAAACUGGGUAAAGAAACCAAUUUUAAUCAAGAGACUCGAAAGGCUGGGCCGCAUUGGUUAAGAUCAUUUUUAGAACGUAAUACAGAGUUAAGUAUUCGUCAAGCAGAAGGCUUAUCAGUUGCAAGAGCACAGGGAUUGAAUCGAGAUGAAGUCAACAAAAUGUUUGAACUACUGCUUAAGGUAAUGACUGAGCAUGACUUACUGAAUAAACCGGAUAGAAUUUACAUCGUAGAUGAGACAGGUGUCCAGUUAAAUAACUCUACUGGAAAAGUCAUUGCCACAAGAGGCGCAAGAGUAGUCCAUUCUGUAACUUCUGGUGAAAAAGGUGAAACUUUAUCGGUAAUAGCAUGCUGCAAUGCUGUAGGGAACUUUCUUCCCCCAGUAGUCAUCAUCAAGGGAGUAAACAAGAAACCAGAAUUUCAGGAUGGGCUCCCACCGGGAUCAGAAGUCUAUAUGAACAGAAAAUCCGCGUACGUGAAUGCUGAAUUAUUUCACAAGUGGCUAAAAGAACAUCUGGUACCUAAAAAACCAAUAGGAAAGAUUAUUUUGAUUCUGGAUGUUCCAGAGAGCUUUUUUGCAAUAUCUGACAUUUCUUUGAGUAAUCAAAGGCCUACAGAAGACAAUGCAGGUGAAAAUGAUGCACCAGAACCGGAACAAGUUUCAUCUAGUAGAUCAAGCCCUGUAGUUGAUCGAGUUCUUUCCAACGUUACUCCUAAUUAUAUGGAUAUUUUUAAUAGAACUGAAGAAGCUCUUGAGCAGGAACCAGUUCCAUCUAAUGUACAAACUCUGGGAAGUGAUCUAAAUCUAUCCAACGUUUCUCCUUGUAAUACGGAUCGACCAGAUAGGAGAUUUUCUAAUUCAAGCCCAUCAAUUCUGUCACAGAAUAAUAAUAUUAUCAACAUUGAGGAACUAGAAACACCAAGCAAAUAUUUGCAAGAAUCUUCGCCGGUGCCAAUUGUCCCGGUUCCAUUUCAUAAGAGAGGAAAACAAUCAGCUGCAAUUUUAAACACUAAAGAAAAUAUUGAAGCGAAGAAAUCUAAAGUUAAAGGUAAAGCUACUCCAGGAAUACGUUGUAAAAAUAAAUGCCAAACAGCUAAAGCUGAUGUACAGAAGAAAGUGUUACGAACUGCAGUCAAGUUUCCAAAAAAGAUUCCAGCCAAAUGUAUUAAGAAAAGAAAAGGCAUUAGAGAAUCUAGUGAUGAGACGACCAUCUCGGAUAUUUCUAAUGAAUCUGAUUCAGAUUUCGACCAGGCGAGAGUAAGUGAAAUUGAUUUGCAUAAAAAAAACAGAGAUCUCAAGCUAAGAAUCAGAGUAAAGUUCCAACUAAAACUUAUAAGAAAAGACGAAUAG